AUGCCAGAACAAGAACAAAUUAAAUUUCUCAAAAGUCUUCAAGCUAUUCGUGAACGUUCAAGAAAGGUUUAUGAAAAAGCAGAGAAAAAUGAACUUAAACAUUUCAAUCUUGACCUUUCAAAGUUACAAGAUGCUGUUAUUGCUGUAAUUUCAUUAAUGAAACGCGAUUAUAAAGAUAUCGAUGAGAUUCCACCUCAUGGUCGUUGGCGUCACUUUGAUGUUGGUGGACGUUCACGUGUACAAAUUUUAAUGGAUCAAUGGAAACAGAAUAACAUUACAACACAAGAAAUUACGCGUCGAAUUUUGGACUUAUUUGUAGUUUCCGUAUUAUUAGAUGCAGGUGCUGGUAAUUCAUGGUCUUAUAAAGAACCAGAUACUGGUUCUAGUUUUAACAGAUCUGAAGGAUUGGCGAUUGCGUCUUAUGAUAUGUUCAAGGCUGGACUGUUUUCAAGUCAAAGCUCCCAACCUCAUCAAGUUGAUGCCGACAGAUUGGUCAAUAUUAGCGUUGAUGAUGUUCGUAAGGCAUUUCAGGUAGAUGAUGAUAAUCCUUUGGAAGGUCUUGAAGGACGUUCUAAACUGCUUAGUCGUCUUGGUCAAGCAUUAAAAAAUCACCCCGAAUUUUUUGAAGGCAAGGAUGGUUUGCCGCCAAGACCCGGAAAACUUUUAGAUUAUCUUUUAUCACAUCCGUCAACUACAACUUCCCAAUUAGUUGCUACAGUUAAAAUAGAAACAUUAUGGUCAAUUGUUGUUGAUGGUCUUGCGGAAAUUUGGCCUCCAACCAGAACUUCAUUGAAUGGGGUGUCUCUUGGAGAUGUUUGGCCUUGCGAAGUACUUAGGUCACCAGGUUCUAUAGCUGACUCAACUGAACAUCUGGUUCCAUUUCAUAAACUCUCACAAUGGCUUACUUAUUCCUUAAUUGAGCCAAUGAUAAAAAUUUCCAAUAUCACCUUUGAAGGUGUUGAGCAUUUAACAGGAUUGCCAGAAUAUCGAAAUGGAGGCCUCUUAACUGAUCUUGGUAUAUUAACACUUAAACCAGCUGACGCUGAACGUGGUCUCAAUUUUUAUAACGAUUAUGUUUUGAAACUAGGUCAGAAAACUGUGGAAGUUGUUCCUAUGUUUGAAGUUGAUGACCCUGUGGUUAUUGAAUGGCGUGCAAUGACUGUUAUUAUUCUUGAUAUAAUUGCUGAGAAGAUUAGGAAGGAACUUGGAUUAACUAAAGAACAAUUAAAUUUAGCACAAAUAUAUUGUCAAGGGGAAUUAUUGCAUACAAUUCAACUAGCCAAUUUAUUUGAAGAAUCAAAAGUAUUUGUUGACAAGCCCACGAUAAAACCAGUUGAUGAGGUGUUAAAGGAAUUCUCUGCGCUUCCAGCAAAUGCGACAAAAGAGCAACUCACUCAAUUCGUCAUCUCCAACUUUGGUUUAGAGGGGCGAGAAUUAAUUUACUCACCGAUACUCUCAUUCCCUUCAAAUCCCUCAUUUCUUGAUGACAUUUCAUCGCCGAUUCUCCUUGAAUUUGCUAGGAUGAUUCACACGUUUUGGAAUGAAUUAUCAAGAGAAUAUGAUGAGAAUUCAUUAACAUGUAAAGAAUGCGGAUCAAGUUUUAUCAGGAUUAAAAAAAGUUUUAUUAUACCGGGUGGUAGAUUUCGUGAAUUAUAUUAUUGGGAUAGUUAUUUCAUUAUCGAAGGAUUAUUGGUCAGUGAAUUAUUUGAGAUUGCUAAAAAUGUUAUUGAAAAUUUUUUGGAUUUAGUCGAACGGUAUGGAUUUGUUCCCAACGGGUCAAGAAUAUAUUACUUAAAUAGAUCACAACCACCAUUAUUGAUUCAAAUGGUAAAAAUAUAUCACAAAGCAACAAAUGAUACAUCAUUCCUCGAAAGAGCAUUUCCAGUGUUACUCAAGGAAUACGAUUAUUGGCGCUUAAAAUCCGUCGUAACAUUAACGCAUUCACAAUCAAAAAAACGGUAUAAUUUGAAUCAUUAUACGGUGAAAAAUUCACUUCCACGACCGGAAGUUUAUCUAGAGGAUCAUAUCGUAGUAGAACAAAAUUCCGAUAAUUUUAAUGAGACGCAAAAGAAACAAUUAUACGCGGACAUAUCAACUACUGCAGAAUCCGGAUGGGAUUUUUCUUCAAGGUGGGCUCGUGAUCCAUACAUACCUCCCCCGUCACCCACAGAGAACAAUCGUGAAAUGUUGAGAACUUUGAAUACUAGGAGCAUUAUACCGGUAGAUUUAAAUUCUAUCUUGUACAUGAAUGAGAUUACGUUAUCGGAAUUUGCAAAAGUAUUAGGGAACAAAUAUAUUGAACAAGUUAUGGAAAGUAGAGCCAAGCAACGAAGGGAAGCUAUAAUGUUGUUCAUGUGGGAUGAAGAAAAGAAACUAUUUAUGGAUUUUAAUCUUACAAGUGGAACCAGAUCUGAAAUAUUUACUUUGGCUUCUUACUUUCCAUUUUGGGCCGAGUCUUUUCCAGAAUCAUUUUCAACUAAUGAAUUACUUGGGUCAUUCUCACAUAUUAAAUCACUCUUGGAAAAAUAUCCUGGCUCACCUCCGACGACGCUUAUUCAAUCAGGAUUACAAUGGGAUUUUCCAAAUGCGUGGCCUCCGUUAGAUUAUACGAUUAUCAAAGGAUUAAUCAACUUGCAUACCAAGCAGAAUAAACCAACCUCAAAUAGUGAAUUUAUGGAAUUAGCAUUCGAUGUAUCACAAAGAUUUGUUUCAUCAGUAUAUUGUACAUGGAAAUCAAGUGGUGUUAUUUUUGAAAAAUUUAAUACCUUAGAUAUCAAUUUACCUGGAGGUUCUGGCGAAUAUACCGUACAAACCGGAUUUGGAUGGACCAAUGGUGUAUUAUUAUGGAUCUUUUCUUUAUUCGGUGAUAAAUUACAAGCCCCAAUUUGUACGCAUUAA
This is a messenger RNA of Funneliformis caledonium, 2898 nucleotides long. The record is from the annotation of a GenBank genome assembly. NCBI's taxonomy places the organism in Eukaryota, Fungi, Glomeromycota, Glomeromycetes, Glomerales, Glomeraceae.